Nymphaea colorata (pocket water lily) is the source of this 1851-nucleotide messenger RNA. Its product is annotated as heat shock cognate 70 kDa protein-like. Bases 1 to 1851 code for a protein of 616 amino acids. Gene Ontology annotation, cellular component: cytoplasm. Gene Ontology annotation, biological process: protein refolding; cellular response to unfolded protein. The transcript is spliced from 2 exons. NCBI's taxonomy places the organism in Eukaryota, Viridiplantae, Streptophyta, Magnoliopsida, Nymphaeales, Nymphaeaceae. Gene Ontology annotation, molecular function: ATP binding; heat shock protein binding; ATP hydrolysis activity. The record is from RefSeq and is a predicted model, not a curated record.
AUGUCCAGCAGAGAUGAGCGUCCGGCUGCCGUCGGAAUAGACCUUGGAACGACGUACUCCUGUGUGGGAGUGUGGCAGCGAAAUAAAGUUGAAAUCAUCGCUAACGAACAAGGGAACAGGACGACUCCCUCCUACGUGUCCUUCACUAAAACAGAGCGCCUUAUUGGAGAGGCUGCCAAGGCCAACCUCGUUAGGACCCCCAGCAACACCGUCUUCGAUGCUAAGCGGCUCAUCGGCAGGAAGUUCAGCGACGAGACCGUGCAAAGCGACAUUAGGCUUUGGCCGUUCAAGGUGAUCGCAGGGUCAGGUGACAGGCCGGUGAUCGUCGUCGAGUACAAGGGUGAGGAGAAGCGUUUCGUUGCAGAGGAGAUCUCGUCAAUGGUUCUCAACAAAAUGCGUGAGAUUGUAGAGGCCUAUCUUGGCACCAAGGUUGUUAAUGCCGUGGUUACGGUCCCUGCCUACUUCAAUGACUCUCAGCGUCAGGCCACCAAGGAUGCUGGCACCAUUGCUGGCCUGAACGUUAUGCGCAUCAUCAACGAGCCCACAGCUGCCGCCAUCGCCUAUGGCUUUGAUAAGAACGUUGGGAGCAGAGGCAAGAAAAACAUUCUCGUUUUCGAUCUUGGUGGUGGCACCUUUGAUGUAUCAAUUCUCACUAUGGAAAAGGGAACCUUUGAGGUCAAGGCCACCGGAGGGGACACUCAUCUUGGAGGCGAGGACUUCGACAACCGAAUGGUGGACUACUUUGUUGAGCAAAUCAAAAGAAAGCACAAGAAGGAUAUUAGUACCAACCAUAAGGCGCUAAGGUCUCUGAGGCUGCACUGUGAGAAAGCCAAGCGUGUUCUCUCUGCCAACAAUGUUUACGAGGCUGUUAUAGAGGUCGAUGCACUCUAUGAAGGAACUGACUUUGCGUCCUCCAUAUCCCGUGCAUGCUUCGAGGAUCUCAACAUGGACCUGUUUAGGAAGUGCCUGAUGCCUGUAGAGGACUGCCUGAAAACUGCCAAGAUGAACAAGAGUUCCAUUGAUGAGAUCGUCCUGGUUGGUGGGUCGACUAGAAUACCUAAGGUCCAGCAAUUGUUGCAGGAAUUCUUUAACAACAAGGAGCUGAGCAGGGACAUAAACCCUGACGAGGCUGUUGCCUACGGUGCUGCACUCCAAGCGGCCAAGUUGAAUGGAGAGGGUACCCGAGAGCUGACAGCCAUUACUGUCGUGGACGCCACUCCUCUUUCCCUUGGUAUUAAUAUCAAAGGCGAUAUCAUGAGCAUUAUCGUCCCAAGAGGCACCCCCAUUCCAGCCAAGGAAGAGAAGGUAUUCACUACGUCUCGUGAUGACCAGACAACUGUGACGAUCGAGGUCUAUGAGGGUGAGAGAACAAGGACAUGCGACAACAACCUGCUCGGAGAAUUCGAGCUGUCUGGCAUCCCUCCAGCUCCUCGUGGAGUUCCCAAGAUCAAUGUGUGCUUUGAAAUUGACGUAGAUAGCAUAUUAAAUGUCUCCGCAGAGGAUGAUUGUGCGGGACAAAGCAAUGGUAUCACCAUUACAAAUGAGAAGGGGCGGCUGAGUGAAAGGGAGAUCCGAAAGAUGGUGCGGGAUGCAGAGUGGUACAGGUCAGAGGAUGAAAGGUACAGGAAGAAGAUCGAAGCAAGAAACACAUUGGAGAACUAUGCCUAUAGGAUGAGGAACACCAUGAGGAAUGAGAGAGCUGACACAAACCUCUCCUAUGCAGAAGUAAGAAACAUUGAGGACAUGAUCCAACAUGUCUUAUCAUGGUUGUUAGAUCACGAGGAAGCCGAGGCUAACGAAUUUGAAGAAAAGAUGAACGAGCUUAGGAGUGUGUGCAGACGAAUCACCUAG